Messenger RNA from Ochotona princeps (American pika), 1593 nucleotides. It is a transcript of the gene IL34, whose product is annotated as interleukin 34. The transcript is spliced from 7 exons. Gene Ontology annotation, molecular function: cytokine activity; macrophage colony-stimulating factor receptor binding. Lineage: Eukaryota; Metazoa; Chordata; Mammalia; Lagomorpha; Ochotonidae. Bases 804 to 1496 code for a protein of 230 amino acids. Gene Ontology annotation, biological process: positive regulation of macrophage differentiation; positive regulation of protein phosphorylation; positive regulation of cell population proliferation. The record is from RefSeq and is a predicted model, not a curated record.
ACUAGCCACACUCAAAAAGUACAAGGACUACACCGUUACUAAGUUGUGAGAUGUGGUUUAUCAGGAUUCUGGAAAGGAGCCUGUGUAGUGCCUUAAAAUCCAAUCUUCCUGGGAACCAGGAAGGACUGGAUUUUAGGGGGACUCCCAACACAGCUCGCCCUUCAGAAUAGUUCCCUGGCUGGUCCUCCGGGUUUGAGGCUCCCUCCUACUCCAAGGCAGGCUGGGGCCACGUGGCCCUGCCCCGCCCUUGCUGGCUCCAAUUCCUGAGUCAGAGCUGCAGUGGUGAGCCUUGCUCACCCUUCUCAUCGGAUAGGGAAGCCGUAGCCUCCCCUGUGCCCACAACUAGGCACCUGCUCCUGGGCCCUGGAGCUGCUGAAGGGUGGCAGCAAGCCUGAGGAGACUGCAUCCUGGCACACAAGCAGAGCCAGACUUCACACUGAGCAGCUGCGGUCGGAGGAAUCCGAGAAAGCGCCACCCAGCCCCGGAUUCCAGGGGCCUGCUGGGGCCUCUCGCCUUCCUCCUCCUCCGGAAGGAAGACCCCAAGGCCACAGUCUUGGGCCGGCUCAGGGGCUACCAUGGGCCUGGCUGCUGCCACGCCCCGGCUACCCUCCCCACUGCUAGGCAGAUAGGGAGCCUGGAGCAUUUGGCACCCCCUGCUGCCCAGCCCCGCCCUCGGGCCAGCCCUUGCUGACUUGGUGGCCACCUCUGCUCACCCGAGGCCAUGUAGGCCCCCCAAGCUCAGGCCUCUGUGGAUACAGCGCCGGGGACAGCGCCUCUGCUCUCAGAGGACCCAGCCCAUCACCAUGCCCCGGGGAUUCGUCUGGGUACACUAUCUUGGGAUCCUCCUGGGCAUGGCCUUGGGGAACGAGGGCCCGGAGGUGUGGCCUUUGGCCCACAGCAAGGACUGCAUGGUCACUGGCUUCCUGAGGGACAAGCUACAAUACAGGAAUCGGCUUCAGUACAUGAAACACUACUUCCCCAUCAACUACAGGAUUGGCGUGCCUUACGAGGGGGUGCUCAGAAUCGCCAACAUCACCAGGCUGAGAGCCCGGGUAAGCGAGCAGGAGCUGCGCUAUCUGUGGGUCCUGGUCAGUCUCAGUGCAGCUGAGUCGGUACAGGAAGUGCUGCUCGAGGGCCACCCAUCCUGGAAGUACCUGCAGGAGGUGCAGACGCUGCUGCUGACUGUCCAGCGGAGCCUCCUGGAUGUGGAGGUCAGCCCCAAGGUAGAGGCCGUGCUGUCCCUCCUCAACGCUCCCCCGCUCAGCCUCAAGCUGGUGCGGCCCAAAGCCCUGCUGGACAACUGCUUCAGGGUCAUGGAGCUGCUCUACUGCCCUUGCUGUAAGCGGAGCUCCGUACUGAACUGGCAGGACUGCGAGGCGCUGAACCCGCCGCCACCCCAUGGCCCUGAGCCCUCGCUGCAGUGUGCGGGCCCCCGGCUGUCCCCCACCUCCGUGCCCGGCCCUCCGGAUGCCCACGCGGGACGCCAGGCUCCCUGACGCCACUCCGGGCCUAAGACCGCCUGCCCUGGGCGGCCCGCGUGACUCAGUGGACUGGGCCCUGCGUGAUUCAGCUGGGGUGGUGGUCGUGGUGGGG